Molecule: messenger RNA, 867 nt
Organism: Closterium sp. NIES-67
Lineage: Eukaryota; Viridiplantae; Streptophyta; Zygnematophyceae; Desmidiales; Closteriaceae
Source: the annotation of a GenBank genome assembly
UCUGCUGCACCCCCCCUUCCCUUUCUCUCUCACCGCCACGAGCCUCGCAUCCCAAACCUCUCGUUCCCUUCACCCUCGAACCCUACUUCACCUAUCCCCUUCGCUUCGCGCCCGUCGUCCCACCAUGGCGGCCUCUCUCGCGUCCUCCUUCGCGUCCUCCGUCAGGCUCGCGCCUGCCUCCUCCUUUCUUUCAGGAGAGCGCAUUCCGCAGCCCUCUGCUGCUGCCAGCUCCACGCCCGCAGCCGUUAGCGCCAGCCCCGUCGUCCGCGUCGUGGCCGUGCGGAAAAUCCAGGGGACCGUCGUGUCGACGGCCAACGACAAGACGGCCGCGGUCGAGGUGAAGCGCAUCUACCCGCAUAAGCUGUACAAGAAGCGGAUCGCCAGCGUGAAGCGGUACCAGGCGCACGACCCGGAGAACCAGUGCCGCGUGGGUGACUUCGUGACUCUGGCCAAGUGCGCGCCGGUGUCCAAGACGAAGAAGUUCGUCAUCAUGGAUAUCCGGACGCCUCGCGUCGCUGGCCAACCGUCGGGCCUUCCGCCGCUGCAGUCGGAGGCUGCCGCUCAGUCGUGAACGCGAGAUGGAGAAACAGGGACGCAGUUGCGGUUUGAGAAGUCUUGGUAGUGUAAUCCUUUUCUGAGCACCAGUUUAUAUUGUGUCAGUGGAGCAGCUUGUAAUGCAGCCAAGUAAAGCACUAUUCUUUGCUUCCAGAGUUAUAGAUGGACUGCAGAGCAGGCAAACGGCUUUCAGAUUUCCAUCCCCCCUUCUCACUGAUGUCUAAUCUUCGCCACCUACUGGUUGCAGGAAGUUGGUAGGGUUUUUAGUGUAAGAAAAUGAUACCGAACAAAGAAUGAAUUACAGUAUCAAUA